Anolis carolinensis (green anole) is the source of this 614-nucleotide messenger RNA. RefSeq names its product WAP four-disulfide core domain protein 5. Gene Ontology annotation, molecular function: serine-type endopeptidase inhibitor activity. Lineage: Eukaryota; Metazoa; Chordata; Lepidosauria; Squamata; Anolidae. The transcript is spliced from 4 exons. The coding region runs from base 116 to 499 and encodes 127 amino acids. Gene Ontology annotation, cellular component: extracellular region. The record is from RefSeq and is a predicted model, not a curated record.
GCAAUGACACAGUUAUAUUUAACCAAACUCACACAUGAUCCAUGUACUAUUUGCCUCAGCUUCAGUUUUGCACGCUAAAGAUUUAAAGGACUGAAAACCAAAAUCAGAAGGCACCAUGAAGAUCCAUUUCAGCUUCUUCCUUUUGAGUGCUUUAGUCCUUUGCAUAAUGUUGCCACCUGCAAGUCUGAAAGAGCGAUUUGGAAAACCAGGUGUCUGCCCAAAACAAAAUUGUUGCAGAUGUCUUAAUCGUCAACCGGAUAGAUGCAGAGAUGAUCGUUCAUGUGAAGGAAAACAGAAAUGUUGUUCCUCUUGCUGUGGAAAGCACUGUAUGAAUCCAGAACAAGUGAGACCAGGAAAAUGUCCUCCUGUUAUCCUCAUAGGAUGUGUCAAACCUCAGCAAGAUAAAUGCACAGUAGAUGCAGAAUGUCCACAACCAAUGAAAUGCUGUUAUAAACCCUGUUCUCAACGUUGUGUGGAUGUUAGAAAAAGGAUGAACUAAUAUCCUGACAUGGACCUAUGGUAAUUAUGCCUUGCGAAACCAUCUAUUGCUUCCCUCUGUUGGCUUAACAAAUGAUUCGUUAAUGGUUUAAAUAAACUGUGCUUAAGCAUCAGCA